Hemiscyllium ocellatum (epaulette shark) is the source of this 1836-nucleotide messenger RNA. It is a transcript of the gene tmem123, whose product is annotated as transmembrane protein 123. Lineage: Eukaryota; Metazoa; Chordata; Chondrichthyes; Orectolobiformes; Hemiscylliidae. The record is from RefSeq and is a predicted model, not a curated record. Gene Ontology annotation, cellular component: cytoplasmic vesicle. The transcript is spliced from 4 exons. The coding region runs from base 25 to 459 and encodes 144 amino acids.
GGGCGGGUCAGAGGCGGCCGCACCAUGAAGCCGGCGGCGCGUUGUGUUUAUGGAGCGUUGCUGCUGUUCCUAACCGCCUUCAGCUCGUCGUCUGCCUCUGCUACUUCUAACACAACUGUGCAUCUAUCCACUGAAUCUCCAAACUAUACAGCUCCUGCACAAACAACCAGCAAAACAGAAAUCGCUGUAACAACUGUGCUUCCAACUGGUAGAACAGCAACCACCAAAUCUAGGAGUAGCACGGAAACUACUACCACAGCAGCUUCUGCUAAUAGUACAAGUACUGAUAUUUCUACGACUGCCUUGUCCAUUGUUUCACAUUUUGAUAUUGGAAGCUUUGCAGGCGGUACUGUGUUGGCUUUGGCUGUCAUAGCUGUUUUCUACCUUGGACGAAGAUUUUGCAUUUCCAGAAGUGGCACUCGGUACAGAACAAUUGAAGAAACUGAGGCAAUAAUCUAAGCAUCAAAUAUGAAAACUCCAAGGGAUAGCAUUGCUUUUUCCAUGAAUUGGAAUCUAUGAUUGCAAGAUUUGUCUUUUCAUUAAAAUAUCUGUUCAGAUUUUUGCAUAUUAAAUUACUGUCUUUUUCCAUAAAAGUUUCUACCCAAGAGCAUUGUUGCAUUGGAUUAAUGUUUUUAGAUUUCAAAACAUGAGAUAUAAUUUUAAAAUCUGCAAGUGCCUCUUAAGCUUAACUAGUUAUCUAGUGACCAGGUGUCAGACUUUGAAGCUGUAGUCAUGACUAUGAAAGAACAAAGUAUGGAUUGCCCUGGAUAUGAUCUAAUUGGUGCAAAGACAACCACCUUGUUUCCCUUCAAGCUUUAGGUUUUCUCAUUUGGCUGAAAUGUCCAAAACCAAAGCUUUAGUUUUGUUUUAUUCAAGGCCAUUGUCUCUAAUGUUCACUCUAUAUAUAGCAAUCAGAAUGUCAACAGAACUUUGUGCAGAGAGAAACUCUAUCUAAGUUGUACCUGCACAUUAAUAAAUUACUUCUGUUUUAUGACUGUUGAUUUUACUGCAUAAGAUUUUUAAUAACAUUCCUUUGAUAUUUUACUGGUCAUGUCUACACUUAAAAUAUAUUGAAGGAUUUCUUGUGAAAGACACCAGUUAUAAUUUCUAGUUUCUCAACUAUGUUUUACUGGGUUUUUGUUUGUUUCAUUGCUUAAAAAUUAAUUUUAACUUGUUUAAAAAUAAUGUUGUUUUCUGUACUGAUUCUUUAUAAGGCAGAUGGGUGUUAAACUAUUUCCACUGUUUCAAAAUAAAGGCUUUUUUUUAAACUAUCAACUAUGCAGCAUGUAAAGCAUCCUCUUUGAGCUCUUUUGAGCAAGUAUGUUAUUAGAAAUUAUAAUAAUUUAAAUAUCUUCUGUGUAAGCUGCCUUCUCUGUUUCUUGCCCUGUUGAAGUUGCAAAAUUGCAUUAGUUAGAACCUGUAUAGAACUUGUUAAAAUUUAUUUUAGUAAUGUAUAUUCCUAAUGACUUGAUUCUAUCCAUUUUGAAUCAGAUUACUCUUACAAAAAAAAGGAUUAUCUACAAAUUGGGAUGAACGUACAUAAAUAUGAAUGGAUAAUGUCAUAUAUUUUGCAGUUUCAAGACAGUAAACAUUUUAGACCAGACUUUUGCUGCGUUGUACGAACACUGAACUUGGAUUUACGUAUUUUUACUCAGCUGCUUCUAAAAGCAGGUGUUGUUGCCACAAGGAAUAAACAGAUUUAUGUUAACGCCUUGUGUGAGCUGAGGUGCUAUAAUCACUAUCAGCAAGCAACCUCAAAGUAUUAUACAAUCAAAGCACUUUUACAAAAUUGACUGCUGUAGUUGUGAAAAUAAUUAAAAAGUUUUAUUGAUCCUU